UUUCCCAGACAAGGGCUGUUCAUCUGAAGUCGUCGCUUGAUGGUCCAGCGGGUCCAGGAAGGGCCCCGCCACAGGCUUGUACCGGCCACAAGUCGUCUGUCGUGAUAUUUCUCACGACGUGGAGAGGUCAGGAUCGAUCCUUGCCCUUCCUUCCCCGAUCCAGGAUAAUUGAAAGACGAAUGUGGCAUUCUACAACAGGUAUUGGCGCGAGAGCUCGGGGGAGAAAGCCAGAGCCGUGAGCCGAUUUCCAAUUCAAGCCAUGUGCCCUGGUUGCUCCGACGAGAAGACAAGACAUGCACGCGACGAGGACUGUGGUACCAUUGGGUACUCGGGGACUGUGCUGACAGAGGACACAAAAGUGACGCGAGUGGCCGGCCGCAGAGACGCUUGUCCCGCUCGCCCGGACCCGACCGAGGAAGAGAAGGUCAGCGAGCCCUCGUGGAGGGAGGAGCUCCCUGGUCGGCGGCGCGCCUGCCCCGGACAGAGCUCGUUGGCCGAGGCCCAGGGCCCCCGUGAAUCAAAUGGAGAGGGCGAGGAGCAGGAAAGGGAGGCAGACGACCGGAGCAUCGCAGACGAACGAGCUCGUUCGAGCUAACGAGCUCGUUCUGCUGACCCCCGUCUUCACCUUCGGGGAGGAGAGGACUCCAAGACGCUCCCAGAGCGACGCACGCACGGCGAGCAACGACAAGCAACUGCGAGGGCUGCCCCAGGCACGCACGGCGUGAUACAGGCACCGCCGGCGACGACACGCAAUCACUCCACCAAGACAGCCAAGAGGAGCCGCGAAGCGCACGCGACGACGCAGAUGCGGUUCGCUGCCCAGCCGCAGCAUGCUGCCACGCCCCCUCGAUCAUGGCAUCUCGCCAGGUGUCUGUUCUCGGAUGGGCCUGUGGGGAUCUGCAACGCGUCAAGAGUCUGGCCGACUGUGCAGCCCGUUGUGGGCGCCGAGGCCAUCAAACCACGGCCCGCGACGAAAGCUGUCCAUAGCGAUGGGGUCGAGAGCCGCGGGGACCCACCUCGUAGAAGAACCACGACGUCGGGGGCUUGAGGACGAGAGGCACGCACUGGCGCGCGCAGCAGCAGGACAGCGCCGCGCAGGCGUAGAAGCACAGAGGGAAUUGCGGCUCGACCGCCCAGACGAAAACUUGCCCUUGCCGCGACUCGCCUCGGGCACAAUUCGGCCUCAGAAGCGUCAGCUGGGCGGUAGGAGACGCGUGCUCCUCCUUUAAUCUCGAACCCCUCAGCUCGCCUCCACCCCUCUCCCCCGAUGCCCCCACGUGCCCCAGUCCUCCGCACCACUACAGUUAUGUACAUCCGACAAAAUAGAAUUCUGAGAAUUGAGCAGCAUUGCGCCAGAAAUGUGUAUGGCGCGGCCAAGAAUCAAGAACGCGCAGACCCUCCUACAUCAGCGUCGCCAACAGUUCACGGAGGAAGGCGUCGGGCGCUCGUGCCGCCUGCGGGCAGAAGCCCAGGCCUAUGGCCAGCCGCUCCACGUCCUGGGGCGGGCCUCCCACCUCGGCGAGCCUCUGGGCCGCGCCCUCGCCGUGCACCAACUGCGGGUCGCCCAGCAGGGCCAUGGCCAGGUCUCAGUGUCCUCGGACAGGUAGGGGUUCCCCCUUCGCCUCCGGAGCGCGACGUUGUGCAGCCCUUCGUGGCAGACCAGCGAAGUCAGCGCCUCGAGACCGAGAGCUGUGAUCUACCCAGACCUCCCGGCGGCUCAGGAAAAAUGCGCUGGAGGUUUCGCGCAAGUUUAGCUCUCCAUAGGCCGUCUCUGAGCCCCGGCGCCUUCAAAAGCCGAAACUGCUCCUGGGGACGGGGGGUCCCCGAAAAACCUUGUCGCUGGAAGUCUGGGCAAACAUGCCCCACGGUCACUGGUGCCGGGUGACGCUGGUGUCCUCCAUCCCGGCGCACACACGCCCCCUGACCACCAGAGGCCUACACUGGGGCGCUCGCGUCCACAUCCCGCUGUAUACUUUUGGGCCGACCGCUGGGGCGGCAUUCGGGAAUGUCCCCCUGGUGCGAUACAUUUCUCCUGGGUUGGAUGCGAUGUUGCCUGGCUGACGGAUCGGAACGAUGAAAAGUGAGCGCCGAAAGACUUCCCACAACACACUUAAGAAUGAAUAUCUCGUGAUAGCUAUGAG
Messenger RNA from Prorocentrum cordatum, 2141 nucleotides. The record is from the annotation of a GenBank genome assembly. Lineage: Eukaryota; Dinophyceae; Prorocentrales; Prorocentraceae.